Messenger RNA from Ceratotherium simum simum (southern white rhinoceros), 2698 nucleotides. It is a transcript of the gene PYGB, whose product is annotated as glycogen phosphorylase B. Gene Ontology annotation, cellular component: cytoplasm. NCBI's taxonomy places the organism in Eukaryota, Metazoa, Chordata, Mammalia, Perissodactyla, Rhinocerotidae. Gene Ontology annotation, biological process: glycogen catabolic process. The record is from RefSeq and is a predicted model, not a curated record. Gene Ontology annotation, molecular function: glycogen phosphorylase activity; pyridoxal phosphate binding.
UGCCAGAGUCGUCGCAGCAUCCUCUUGUUUGCGUGUCCUCGCUGCUCUCCUCCAGCUGUUUUUCCUGCUCCUCGGCCGGCGCGAUGGCGAAGCCGCUGACGGACAGCGAGAAGCGGAAGCAGAUCAGCGUGCGCGGGAUCGCGGGGCUGGGCGACGUGGCCGAGGUGCGGAAGAGCUUCAACCGGCACCUGCACUUCACGCUGGUCAAGGACCGCAACGUGGCCACGCCCCGCGACUACUUCUUCGCUCUAGCGCACACGGUGCGCGACCACCUCGUGGGCCGCUGGAUCCGCACGCAGCAGCACUACUACGAGCGCGACCCCAAGCGCAUCUAUUAUCUUUCCCUGGAAUUCUACAUGGGCCGUACACUGCAGAACACGAUGGUGAACCUGGGCCUUCAGAAUGCUUGUGACGAAGCCAUCUAUCAGUUGGGGUUGGACUUGGAAGAACUGGAGGAAAUAGAAGAGGAUGCUGGCCUUGGGAAUGGAGGCUUGGGGAGGCUGGCAGCCUGCUUCCUUGACUCAAUGGCCACCUUGGGCCUGGCAGCAUACGGCUAUGGAAUCCGCUAUGAGUUUGGGAUUUUUAACCAGAAGAUUGUCAACGGCUGGCAGGUGGAGGAGGCUGAUGACUGGCUGCGCUACGGCAACCCCUGGGAGAAAGCCCGGCCCGAGUACAUGCUUCCUGUGCACUUCUACGGGAGAGUGGAGCACACCCCCGAGGGCGUGAGGUGGCUGGACACGCAGGUGGUGCUGGCCAUGCCCUACGAUACGCCAGUGCCAGGCUACAAGAACAACACUGUCAAUACCAUGAGGCUGUGGUCCGCCAAGGCGCCCAACGACUUCAAGCUCCACGACUUUAACGUGGGCGGCUACAUCGAGGCGGUCCUGGACAGGAACCUGGCCGAGAACAUCUCCAGAGUCCUGUAUCCAAAUGACAAUUUCUUUGAGGGGAAGGAGCUCCGUCUGAAGCAAGAGUACUUUGUGGUGGCCGCCACCCUCCAGGACAUCAUCCGCCGCUUCAAGUCCUCCAAGUUCGGCUGCCGGGACCCCGUGAGAACCUGUUUCGAGACGUUCCCAGACAAGGUUGCCAUCCAGCUGAAUGACACUCACCCGGCCCUCGCCAUCCCUGAGCUCAUGCGGAUCCUGGUGGACGUGGAGAAAGUGGACUGGGACAAGGCUUGGGAAGUCACAAAGAAGACCUGUGCGUACACCAACCACACCGUGCUCCCGGAGGCCCUGGAGCGCUGGCCUGUGUCCAUGUUUGAGCAGCUGCUGCCACGGCACCUGGAGAUCAUCUACGCCAUCAACCAGAGGCACCUGGACCACGUGGCUGCCCUGUUCCCUGGGGAUGUGGCCCGCCUGCGGAGAAUGUCUGUCAUCGAGGAAGGGGACUGCAAGCGGAUUAACAUGGCCCACCUGUGUGUGAUCGGCACCCACGCUGUCAAUGGCGUGGCGAGGAUCCACUCGGAGAUCGUGAAGCAGUCAGUCUUUAAGGAUUUUUAUGAGCUGGAGCCAGAGAAGUUCCAGAAUAAGACGAACGGCAUCACGCCCCGGCGGUGGCUGCUCUUGUGUAACCCAGGGCUGGCUGACACCAUCGUGGAGAAAAUCGGGGAAGGUUUCCUGACCGACCUGAGCCAACUGAAGAAACUGCUGCCAUUGGUCAGUGACGAGGCGCUCAUCAGGGAUGUGGCCAAGGUCAAGCAGGAAAACAAGUUGAAGUUCUCUGCCUUCCUGGAGAAGGAAUACAAGGUGAAAAUCAACCCAUCCUCCAUGUUCGACGUGCACGUGAAGAGGAUCCACGAGUAUAAGCGGCAGCUGCUAAACUGCCUACACAUUGUCACACUGUACAACCGAAUAAAGAAGGACCCGGCCAAGGCCUUCGUGCCCAGGACUGUCAUGAUUGGGGGCAAGGCAGCCCCUGGUUACCACAUGGCUAAGAUGAUCAUCAAGCUGGUCACAUCCAUCGGCGAUGUCAUCAACCACGAUCCAGUUGUGGGUGACAGGCUCAAAGUGAUCUUCCUGGAGAACUACCGUGUGUCCUUGGCUGAGAAAGUGAUCCCCGCUGCAGACCUGUCCCAGCAGAUCUCCACUGCGGGCACUGAGGCCUCAGGCACGGGCAACAUGAAGUUCAUGCUCAAUGGGGCCCUCACUAUCGGUACCAUGGACGGUGCCAACGUGGAGAUGGCCGAGGAAGCUGGAGCCGAGAACCUCUUCAUUUUUGGCCUGCGGGUGGAGGACGUCGAGGCCCUGGACCGGAAAGGGUACAACGCCAGAGAGUUCUAUGACCGUCUGCCCGAGUUGAGGCAGGCUGUGGACCAGAUCAGCAGUGGCUUCUUCUCCCCCAAGGAGCCAGACUGCUUCAAGGAUGUUGUCCACAUGCUGCUGAACCACGACAGGUUCAAAGUGUUUGCAGAUUAUGAAGCGUACAUGGCAUGCCAGGCCCAGGUGGACCAGCUGUACCGGAACCCGAAGGAGUGGACCAAGAAGGUCAUCAGGAACAUUGCCUGCUCGGGCAAGUUCUCCAGUGACCGGACCAUCACGGAGUAUGCACGGGACAUCUGGGGUGUGGAGCCCUCUGACCUGCAGAUCCCGCCCCCCAACCUCCCCAGGGACUAGGUGCCCUGGCACCGUUGGGACCAGCAGGCUUGUUUUCUUGUUGACUCUGCACCUCAUGCCGGUUUUCAAGCACUUUGCCAGCA